Messenger RNA from Fonsecaea erecta, 402 nucleotides. RefSeq lists its product as hypothetical. The transcript has a single exon. Bases 1 to 402 code for a protein of 133 amino acids. The record is from RefSeq and is a predicted model, not a curated record. Lineage: Eukaryota; Fungi; Ascomycota; Eurotiomycetes; Chaetothyriales; Herpotrichiellaceae.
AUGCCAUCCACCAUCAUCCCCUCGUCCCGCAACGCCACGGCCUCGAGCCGACAGGCCAGCGGCACGUUCACGGGCACGGUGUGGAUGGACCCGAUCUACAGCGACGCGGGGCCGAACAUCAACAUCAACCACGUCAUGUUCACGCCGGGAGCGCGCACCUACUGGCACACGCACGAGAAGGGCCAGCUGCUGCGCGUGCUGGCGGGCGCCGGGUGGGUGUGCGACAAGGGCGGCGAGCCGCGCCGGCUGAGCGUCGGCGACACCGUCUGGUGCGACCCCGGCACCACCCACUGGCACGGCGGCGACGACGGCACCUUCAUGCUCCAUCUCGCCGUCAGCCACGGGAAGACUGUCUGGCACGAAGAGGUCUCGGAGAAGGAGUACCAGGCCAAGAAGAAGUGA